This is a messenger RNA of Vicugna pacos (alpaca), 4452 nucleotides long. The record is from RefSeq and is a predicted model, not a curated record. Lineage: Eukaryota; Metazoa; Chordata; Mammalia; Artiodactyla; Camelidae.
AUGCACAGAAGUGUGGGAGACCCCGAUGACUGGGGUCCCCUGGGGUUUUCAGCCUCAGAGCUGGCCACACGGACCCUCCAGCAAUUCGUCAGUGACUCUGGCACUGGCUCCCGGAGGCUUCUGCCCGUGGGUUUCUGCUCUCGAGGUGGAUCCAAGUCAGUGGCUCUCGGGAGCCGGGCAGGGUGUCGGCCCGGCCGAGUCUUGGCCGUGGGAGUUAACAAGCACAAGCCAUGGCUGGAGCCCACGUACCAUGGCUUAGUGACAGAGAGCGACAGCACUGUGCUCCUGGACCCCCCGCUCAUCGCCCUGGACAAGGACGCCCCUCUGCGCUUUGCAGAGAGUUUUGAGGUGACAGUCACCAAAGAAGGUGAGAUUUGUGGAUUUAAAAUUCAUGGGCAGAAUGUCCCCUUUGAUGCAGUGGUAGUGGAUAAAUCCACUGGUGAGGGAAUCAUUCGCUCUAAAGAGAAACUGGACUGUGAACUUCAGAAAGAUUACACGUUCUCCAUCCAGGCCUACGACUGCGGGAAGGGACCGGAUGGGGCCAGCGUGAAAAAGUCUCAUAAAGCCACUGUCCACAUUCAGGUGAAUGACGUGAACGAGUACGCACCUGUGUUCAAGGAGAAGUCCUACAAGGCCACCGUCGUGGAGGGCAAGCAGUACGACAGCAUCCUGAGGGUGGAGGCGCUGGACGCAGACUGCUCCCCGCAGUUCAGCCAGAUCUGCAGCUACGAAAUUGUCACUCCAGACGUGCCCUUCACCGUGGACAAAGACGGUUAUAUAAAAAACACAGAGAAGCUGAGCUACGGGAAGGAGCACCAGUACAAGCUGACGGUCACGGCCUACGACUGCGGGAAGAAAAGAGCAACGCAAGACGUGCUGGUGAAGAUCAGCAUCAAGCCCACCUGCGCCCCCGGGUGGCGAGGAUGGAACAACAGGGUCGAGUACGAGCCCGGCACUGGCGCCUUGGCGCUCUUCCCAAACGUCCACCUGGAGACGUGUGACGAGUCGGUGGCCUCGGUGCAGGCGACGGUGGAGCUGGAGACCAGCCACAUAGGGAAGGGCUGUGACCGCGACACCUACUCGGAGAAGUCCCUUCACCGGCUGUGCGGUGCCGCGUCCGGCACAGCUGAGCUGCUCCCCUCCCCGAGCGGCUCCUCCAACUGGACCGUCGGCCUCCCCACCGACAACGGCCACGACAGCGACCAGGUCUUCGAGUUCAACGGCACUCAGGCCGUGAGGAUCCCGGGCGGUGUGGUUUCCGUCAACCCCAAAGAGCCUUUCACGAUUUCUGUGUGGAUGCGGCAUGGGCCGUUCGGCAGGAAGAAGGAGACGGUUCUUUGCAGUUCAGACAAAACAGAUAUGAACCGGCACCACUAUUCACUCUAUGUCCACGGCUGCCGGCUUGUUUUCCUCCUCCGUCAGGAUCCUUCAGAAGAGAAGAAGUACAAACCUGCAGAAUUCCACUGGAAGUUGAAUCAGGUCUGUGACGAGGAGUGGCAUCACUACGUCCUCAACGUGGAAAUCCCGAGCGUGACUCUCUACGUGGACGGCGUUUCUCAUGAGCCCUUCUCUGUGACCGAAGAUUAUCCGCUGCAUCCAGCCAAGAUCGAAACUCAGCUCGUGGUUGGGGCCUGCUGGCAAGAGUAUUCAGGAGUUGAAAAUGACAAUGAAACUGAGCCUGUGCCUGUGGCCUCUGCAGGUGGUGACCUGCACAUGACCCAGUUUUUCCGAGGUAAUCUGGCUGGCCUGACGAUCCGUUCUGGGAAACUUGCAGAUAAGAAGGUGAUAGACUGUCUGUAUACCUGCAAAGAGGGGCUGGACCUGCACGUCCCUGAAGACAGCAGCAGAGGCAUAAAGAUCCAAGCCAACCCCAGUCAGUCGGUGUUGACCUUGGAGGGAGAGGAUGUUGGGGAGUUGGAUAAGGCCAUGCAGCACAUUUCCUACCUGAAUUCACGACAGUUCCCCACCCCUGGAAUCCGAAGACUCAAAAUCACCAGCACGGUCAAGUAUGUGCUGAUUGGUAACAAUAAAUCUGUCUUUGCUCAGUGACCNNNGGUGGAUGGCUACGUGAUGGUCCUACAGCCGGAAGAGCCCAAGAUCAGCCUGAGUGGCGUCCGCCAUUUUGCUCGAGCGGCUUCUGAAUUUGAAAGCUCAGAGGGUGUGUUCCUUUUCCCUGAGCUUCGGAUCAUCAGCACCAUCACACGAGAAGUGGAGCCUGAAGGGGAGGGGGACGAGGACCCCACAGUUCAAGAGUCACUGGUGUCUGAGGAGAUCGUGCACGACCUGGACACCUGUGAGGUCACGGUGGAGGGAGAGGAACUGAACCGAGAGCAGGAGAGCCUGGAGGUGGACGCGGUCCGCCUGCAGCAGAAGGGCAUCGAAGUCAGCAGCUCUGAGCUGGGUGUGGUCUUCACAGGUGUCGGCACCAUGGCCAGCUACGAGGAGGUCUUACGCCUUCUGCGGUAUCGGAACUGGCACACCAGGUCUUUGCUGGACCGGAAGUUCAAGCUCAUCUGCUCCGAGCUGAAUGGCCGCUACGUCAGCAACGAGUUCCAGGUGGAGGUGAACGUCAUCCACACGGCCAACCCCAUGGAGCACGCCAGCCACAUGGCCGCCCAGCCACAGUUCGUCCACCCCGAGCACCGCUCCUUCAUUGAUCUCUCGGGUCACAACCUGGCCAACCCUCACCCGUUCGCAGUUGUCCCCAGCACCGCCACCGUCGUGAUUGUGGUGUGUGUCAGCUUCCUGGUGUUCAUGAUCAUCCUGGGAGUGUUCCGGAUCCGGGCCGCCCAUCAGAGGACCAUGCGGGACCAGGACACCGGGAAGGAGAACGAGAUGGACUGGGACGACUCCGCCUUGACCAUCACCGUAAACCCCAUGGAGACGUAUGAGGACCAGCACAGCAGCGAGGAGGAGGAGGAGGAGGAAGAGGAAGAGGAGAGUGAGGACGGAGACGAGGAAGACGACAUCACCAGUGCUGAGUCGGAGAGCAGCGAGGAGGAGGAAGGGGAGCACGGAGACCAGCAGACGGCAAACAGGCAGCAGCAGCUGGAGUGGGACGACUCCACCCUCAGCUACUGAGCCAGCCGCUCCCUCCGUCACCUCCCUUCCUGCUUCAGGAGACUCUGCUGUCAUCUCCGUCCCCGCCCUAAGGGUCCACGAUGUACAAAGUCAUUCUGGCCAGUAGGUCUGCAGACCCUCCCCACCGCUCAUCUCUGCCCGUGCUUGGUGUGUAGGACCGUAGGCCCCUUUGCUCUCUCCCCGCCUCCGCCUGAUCGCUCGUAAGUUAUGUGAGGAGCUGACACUCUCCAGAAAAGUUGCUGUGACUGGACUCGUUGACAAAGGGUUAAAAUUGCUCACUCCCACCUGGUAAUCCUUUUUCUUUUUCUUUUUUUUUUAAUUUUUAUUUUUUCCAAACUAGUGCAUGUAUAAAAUGGCAGAAUGGGGAUUAAUAUGUAGAUGAUGAACUGACUUUUUAAUAUUUUGUAAAUAAAUUGGGAUUCCUUGUGUCCUUUGUGCUAGUGUAAACCAGGGCCGGGUGCAAAGUGAAGUAGGAGACGCUGAGCGUGGGAGGGACCGAGGCCCCCGUCCCUGGGUGCCUGCCCGACUCGGGCAGCCCUGGGCACUGACGGCCUUGGGUCUCAGGCCUUGGCGCGUGGACGGGGCAGCCAGGGGCACAGACGUCAGUGUGCUGCCUGGCAGGAAGGGACCAGGUCAGGGACCGCUCUUCGGAGGCUGGAUAUGGCCAGGUCUUUUCUUGGGGAUUCUACCCGUUUCUGACUUGGCAGAGGUCCGCGGGGGAGCUGAGGUCCCUGGCCAUUUGUGUAGGCUUCUCCGAGGACCAGCAGCUCCCUGUGCGGGAACCUGGACUCACACGCGGCCUUGGGGUUUGUACUGAACAUUUCCUUGCUGGUGAGAGCGCAUGUCGGUUAUACGGCUAGGGCAGACCGUCUGACCUCUUGGUUUGGAUCAGCAGGCCUGAGGGGUCCAUACUCAGAACGGCUGAGGAGCAGGUUUGCUGAAACGAUGCCCAGUGGCCUGAAGGCAGUGCUAGGCCCCCUCCCCAGAGCCCCGGGGCAAAGCCCGCGCCCAGCCGGUGGUGAAGGGGAGAGGUCGGGCAGCGGUCAGGAGCUCAGACCCCUCAGCACUUGGUUUUUAAUUUACAUGUGAAAUUUCAGAUUUCUAAAACUGGGGGACGAUAAUUUUGAACACUGUUCCGUGCUCCUAACUGCUAGUUUUGAGGACACCGCCAGCUGUCCUGUGUCGUGUGUGGCCACCCCUCCAUGUACUGUCGCUGUAGCUGCUCUGUUUAGACAACGGCUAGACGCCGACGCGGAGGUGGGACGUUCUCGCGCUGUCUGUAGCCGCCGCCGUGUCACUUUCCUGAUGUGUACAUUGAUGAUUAGGUCAGAAAGUGUAUACACCACAAUAAAGUUCGGGUUCUAACCAACU